This is a messenger RNA of Guillardia theta CCMP2712, 735 nucleotides long. RefSeq lists its product as hypothetical. The transcript has 7 exons. The record is from RefSeq and is a predicted model, not a curated record. NCBI's taxonomy places the organism in Eukaryota, Cryptophyceae, Pyrenomonadales, Geminigeraceae. The coding region runs from base 1 to 735 and encodes 244 amino acids.
AUGUGCAGAGAGGCUCUAGAAGACGCUGUGGAUAAUUUGGUUGCAGCAAACAUCGAAGAGAUCGAUGCUUUCUUGCAUGACGGCGAAGCUUCAUCGCCAUGGAGGGUCUCUGCAGCCCGUGGGUAUGAUGCGGCGCACGAUUUCACACACCCAGAGGUGGAGCACAUGGUGGGGGACGCCAUAGCGAAGCGGCUAUCAUCGCUUCCUAGGGAGAUCUUUGUUUGGGUCGGUAAGACGAUGGUGUGCAUGGGGAGGAUGAGCCCUCAGUGCCGCUGUCGGCAUCUCGACGUGCGGAAGGGUGACGUUCGAUCCCGUGCUGACGACUCUGUUGCUUUCUGCAUGGCAUGGGUUGCUCUGGCAAAGUUCAGGAUGCUGGAUAGUGUCAAGUCACACAAGAGACACGACGGGAGCGGAAGAGGAGCGACAGAGAAACAUGGCAGAAAGAGAGAUGUUCACAUUCUAGAUCCGAUGUGCGGGGUUGGGACGUUCCUUUGCGCAACUGCAGUCGUCGCUAACAAGCUCAAGUUCGGGCUGGAAGUGAUUGGAUGUGACGCCGAACAAGUCUCGAUCGACGUUGCCAAGGGGAACCUGACGUGGUUGGCUGAUGACAUCAACUUCCCCCUGGAUCUCCACGUUUGCGACUUGCGCGAAGAGCAGGCGAGCUCGUUUGAUGUGUCGUGUAGCAAUCAGUCUGCUCCUCAUUUCUUGCUGGCCUUGCCUGUUGAUGGGCAGUGA